UCGGCAGAGGCUCCGACGGCUCCCGGCCCCGCUCCUCGCCCGAACGUCUGCCCCUUGCACCCGCGUCCCAACCAUGGCAAGAAACCACCAAGUGCAGAAGGCCAAGCUGGCCGAGCAGGCUGAGCGCUACGAGGACAUGGCGGACUUCAUGAAGGCGGUGGUGGAACACGGGGACGAGUUGUCCAACGAGGAGCGCAACCUCCUCUCCGUCGCCUACAAGAACGUGGUGGGGUGCCAGCGCUCGGCGUGGAGGGUCAUCUCCAGCAUCGAGCACAAAACCGAAGAGGGGGACGACAAAGCGCAGCUGGUGAACGAGUACAGGGAGAAGGUGGAAAGGGAGCUGAAUGGUGUCUGCAAGAACGUCCUGGCCUUGCUGGACAAGUAUCUCAUCAAGAAGGCGAGCGAUCCCGAGAGCAAGGUCUUCUACCUGAAGAUGAAGGGUGACUACUUCCGAUACCUGGCCGAGGUGGCCACCGGAGACGACCGUAAGAAGACGAUAGACAGCGCCCAGGAAGCCUACCAAGAGGCCAUGGACAUCAGCAAAAAGGAGAUGCAGCCCACGAACCCCAUCCGCCUGGGGCUGGCCCUCAACUUCUCCGUCUUCCACUACGAGAUCGCCAACGCCCCCGAGCAGGCCAUCUCCCUGGCCAAGACCACCUUCGACGAGGCCAUGGGGGACCUCCACACGCUCAGCGAAGACUCCUACAAGGACAGCACCCUCAUCAUGCAGCUGCUCAGGGACAACCUCACGCUAUGGACAGCCGAGUGCGCCGGAGAAGACGGCGGCGAGGCUGGCGAAGAGCCCAAGAACUGAACGGCCCCCGCGGAGCCGGGGACCGGCCCCCACCUGCCCUCCCCCCCACACACCCUCCAGUCCCUUCGGCAUCUCUUCAUGGUUUAAGUUUUGUUUUGGUCUUUUUUUGUUGUCUUUUUUUUUUGGGGGGGGGUGGGGGGAAGGUGUCUUGGCUCCCCCAUGCCUCCUCCAGCCUGG
Calidris pugnax (ruff) is the source of this 991-nucleotide messenger RNA. It is a transcript of the gene SFN, whose product is annotated as stratifin. Lineage: Eukaryota; Metazoa; Chordata; Aves; Charadriiformes; Scolopacidae. Gene Ontology annotation, cellular component: cytoplasm. The record is from RefSeq and is a predicted model, not a curated record. Bases 74 to 814 code for a protein of 246 amino acids. Gene Ontology annotation, biological process: signal transduction. The transcript has a single exon. Gene Ontology annotation, molecular function: protein kinase binding.